AUGGAUUCACAAGAGGAACAGCUUGUACAAGCUGUAGAUAUUGCUUCCAAUGCCUCGACAGUGUCCGAUGCCGGUCUCGUUUCACAAGCGCUUGCUUACCUCGAGCAGCUGAAACAGAACACGGAGGAAAGCUGGAACACGGGAUGGGCCAUAUGGACAGCACGAACAGAUGAUCGCUGCUCUCCAAAAUGGAGUCAUGCGGCGCGGCUCUUUGGCUUGAACCUCGUCGAUGACUUUUUGGACAAGCGGUACGUGGCACUAUUGGUAUAUGCUAACGCUAGUGUGCAUCAACUCCCAAAUGCUCCUGAGGCGUUGUCUUUUCUGCAGGAGUCGGCACUUUCAUACCUACAAAGCGAAUUUGUUUUGUCGAAUGGCGAAAACGGGCUCAGUUUCAUGAAAAAUAAACUCGCACAAACCCUGUCGCUCCUUGUGCUGCAAACGUACAGCCUCAGCACAUCUUACUCAUUUUUUAGCGUGCUACUUGCACUCUGCACCACAUAUGCGCCAGCACAGCAGGUGCAGAACGGAACUCUAAACGCGAUUUCCACAGAUUUGGUCAUGCGUGUAUUGCACGAUCUUUCGUUGAGUCUCGGCUCGGAUGUGGCCUUGCGCUCCGUCCGUUCCAAGGAGCGGCUCCAGCGUGACUCGGCUGUGCGCGAUGAGAUCCGUGCGAACCACGCCAUGGCCAUUGCCGAUCUCUUGUGGAAAAUUGCGCAAGACGCGUUGCAGGCAAUGGAGUCGAGCAAUGGCCAAGAUAAGUCCGAGCAUUAUCUCACGCCGUCCAAUGCCGGCGCACUUGCUCAGCUUUCGAUGGCCGUCGUGGGCGACUACGUGUCUUGGAUCGAUAUCUCCUUGAUCAUCAAUGUGCACACAGUACCUUUGCUAUUCCAAGCGCUUCACUCACAGCAUAUGCAAUUGCGUUGUGUAACUUCUGAUACGCUCUGCGACGUGCUGUGCAAAGGUAUGAAACCAGGCGACAAAUUAUCCAUGAUCAAGGGCCUGAACAUGGACGAUGUCGUUAGCUCGUUGGAGCGCUCAACGCGCUCAGCGCCAGGCGCGAGCGGAGAAGCACAAGCCGAGUUUAGAGAACACUUGGCCAAGCUUUUGAAUGCAACGUGCACAGAACUGGUCAAAAUUGCAGAAGAUGCGAGCGAUGCCGAAAUGCAGGACAUGGCUCAUGGCACCUUGCUUGCCUGUUUGCAGACCGCGCUGGCAUUCUUGGCAGACGAAUACGAUGAACCCACAGAGCAGCUACUGCCUUGCGUCCAUCUCGUCCUUGGCUUGUACAAGAAAAAUAAACGCCAAGGGGAAAAUGUGGGUGUGACGUUGAGUCCGGCACAAACUGAGUUUGUGGUGCAGCUCAUUGCGCUUGUCCUACACAAGUUUAAGUUUGACAGCGAGAUCGACUGGCAAGACUCAUCCCUCGUCGGCGGCGCGGCAUCUGGUGGCGAUGACGACGACGAAGAGGACGACGAACACCUUGUCAAGUCUUUGGAGCUCCGAAAACAACUCCAAGUCACACUCGGUGCACUUGCCGCGAUUCACGAGCCGCUUGUCCUAAAUGCUGUUCAGUCGCUUGUCUUUUCUACCUUGGCGGCCGUCGGUCAGCAAGACUUGCCCUGGGAGCAAGCGGAGCUCUGCCUCUACGUGAUUUACUGCUGCGGCGAAAUUCUUCACUCCGUGCGCGGCAACAAAGUCGGGCUCGGGCCCCACUCUUUUGUGCAAGUACCACAGGAGCCAGGAAAAUCGCGCAAUGUGCGCCAGUCUAUUGCAGUGUAUCAGUCGCUGCCCCCAAACCAGCUUGGAGAGAUGCUCGAGCGUCUUUUCCAUUCCUCUAUAUCCACCCAUCCCCACCCCGUUGUGGUGCUGCAAUACUUUGAAUGUAUCGUGCGCUACUCCUCCAGCUUUUUGCUCUGGCCCGACCUGAUUCCCGAGGCACUCUCGGUAUUUUUGGGCGAGCGCGGAUUGCGUAAUCCGCACGUUGGUAUGCGGCGCAGGAUUAACUACCUGUUUUAUCGCUUUGUGCGCGACACACGCACAGCGGUUCCCUCUGCAUUUGUCCCGAAAGUACUGGAAGGGAUGCAAGAAGCGUUUGUCAUUAAUGCUGUGCUUCCAUCGGUCACUAACGACGAGGACCCUUUGUCCAAGGCCACAGAAAAAGCAGGUGCCUUUGACAGCCAGCUCUAUCUCUUUGACACCGCUGGCCUGCUUAUUGCGCAGCUCGGCGCUGCGCCAGAGACACAGGUCAUGCUGUUUAAAGCGAUCACCAUACCACUCUCGGAGCAGUUGCAGCAGGCUGUGCAGCAAUUUGGACAGGACACGAGUAACUUGCAGACCGUACUCCAAGUACACCAUCUGACCCUCGCACUCAGCACGCUGGCCAAGGGAUUCCCCGACUACGAUCCUGCACGCGCCACAAUACCUGCGUGGAUCCCAGAGUUCAAGCCGGUGACGGAACAAAUACUUAUGGCACUCACAGCCCUGAAUCAGUUUCUUAUUGUGCGCGAAGCUUCGCGCGGUGCUUUCGCGCGCAUAGUUGCAUCCGCCGGUCCUGCCGUUUUGCCGUAUAUUCCGACGCUGACCAAUGCGCUGGUAAACCAAGUAACGGAAGCGGAGCUAGUGGAUCUCGUUGGGUUCUUUGGUUUGAUCAUUCACAAGUACAAGGAAAACGUGCACGGCGUGGUGGAUGAUUUGUUUUUUGUCCUGGUGAACCGUAUUUUUUCCUUCCUAAACCAGGGUGUGCAAGGCACAGACGACCUUGUUCGGCGUUCUGAUACAGAGCGCGCGUACUUUGGACUGAUUAAUGCGCUGUUGAGCGCCGGCCUCGACCGUGUGCUGCUCUCAGAAAAGAACCAACAACAGCUGCAAACCGUGCUGCAAAGCCUGGUCUAUUAUGCCGAGAAUGGCGAGGCAGUUACCCAGCGCAGUGCGAUCGGUGUGCUUGUACGGCUCGUCGCGCUCUGGGGCCGCUCUUCGAACGACACGCAAGCGGGCCUCCCAGGAUUUGAACAAUUUAUGUACACUGCCAUGCUUCCGAUUGUGUUCCAAGUGCCGAGUAAGGCCUCGUUUGAUACCAGCGACGCACAGUCGCAGUUGGUGCUUUCUGAACUCAGUGUACUGCUCAAGACCAUGUGCCAUGUUCGUAAGGAUGAGUUUAUCCAGUACCUGACGGGGGUAUAUUUGCCGCGCGUGCAAUGCCCUCCUGAACUGGCCAUGGAACUUGCACAAAAUAUCUUAGCGCUCGAGGCGAAACCGCUCAAGCGUUAUCUCGAGACGUUUAUUGCAAAAUCACGCGGUGCAUAG
Molecule: messenger RNA, 3303 nt
Organism: Malassezia vespertilionis
Lineage: Eukaryota; Fungi; Basidiomycota; Malasseziomycetes; Malasseziales; Malasseziaceae
Gene: LOS1
Product: pre-tRNA nuclear export protein
Exons: 1
Coding region: 1-3303 (1100 amino acids)
Biological process (GO): tRNA re-export from nucleus
Cellular component (GO): nuclear matrix; nuclear pore; cytoplasm
Molecular function (GO): tRNA binding; small GTPase binding
Source: RefSeq, a predicted model, not a curated record